AUGCCACCAGACAUGCACGUUAGAAUGGCUCGAGCUGCGUUUUUCGCGCUCUCCCUUGCGCUGCUGCUCGUGGCGGCGCGCGCCGGCAGCCCCAUCACAAGCUCGACGGCGAACGAGAAGCCCGACCAGAGCAGCAAGAAGGACGACGGGCUCAUGACCGACAUCCCCGCGGCCAUCGCGAAGCAGGCGGCGUCGGGCAACGCGGCGGGAGUGACAUACGUGGACACGGCGCAGGACACGUUCUUCAUGGCUGAUGUGAAGAAGGCCGGGUGGAACGCGCAGAAAUGCCCGCCGGGUUUGAACAAGGAGCUGGCGGGCGCAUGCACGCCCAAGAAUUGCUCCAAGGGCGGCAUUGCGGCCAAGUGGAAGACGGCGUACCUGCAGAAGAACAAGCUCGGGUACGAGCUGUACGUGCCGGGUAACCCGCUCACGCUGCUCAAGGCCAACCCCGCGUCGUGCUGCAACACGUGCGCCGCGACGCCGGCGUGCACGUACUGGCAGUACAUUCCCGAUAUCACGAUCGACGGGAAGAAGGGCAAGGGCGCGUGCUACCUGAUCCACGAUCAGAUCGACUUCACGUGCGGAGAGAUGACCGCGCAGUACAGCACGGAGACGAAGCCCGUGCCGCUUCAGGUGCGCAUCGGCGGCGAGUGCAACCCGAGCGCCAAGAUUCUCAACGACCCGCAUCUGGUGGGCGCGCACGGCACGCACUUCGACUUCAACGGCCGCCCCGACAAGGCCUUCUGCCUGCUGACGGACCGCGACCUGCACGUGAACAUGCUGCUGCGCGGGUACUACGACGAGCGCACCGACAACGCGGCGCUGGUGGUCGACGGCAAGGCCGUGCACACGUGGAUUAAGGAGCUCGGCAUUGUGUGGACCGCCAAGGGCGUCGACCACAAUGUUCGCAUCGCGGCGCGCGGCGGCAAGCAGCAGGAGCGCGGCGACGGGUUCGUGAAGAGCAUCGAGAUUGACGGCGAGGCGAUCCCGCGCAUGCAGGUGGGCGACAGCGUGACGAGCGACGGCGGGCUGACGAUCCAGUUCCGCGCGCUGGAGAAGGAGGGGCCGUUCGAUGUGGAUUACUACCUGCUGACGAUCGACGGCCUGAUUUCGCUCGACCUCCGCCUGCGCGUGGCGCACCCGAAGCUGCAGACGCCGAGCGACGCCGAGGCGCACAUCAACGUGGGGAUUGCGGAGCUGGAGCACACCGACGCGAUCCACGGCGUGCUCGGGCAGACGUACCGCGACGACCACGCGCAGCGCGCCGCGGACUUCCAGAAGCUGAUCGCGAGCCUGCACCGUCCGAUCUCCGCCGACGGCGCGGAGGGACAAGGGUUCCUGGAUGGCACGCCGCGGUCGUACGAGGCGAGCGAUGUGCUUGCUGUGGACUGCGCUUAUACCGCGUAUGGGCGCGCCAGACAGGUGAUGCCCGUGCAGGAGUUCCCGUAA
This is a messenger RNA of Closterium sp. Naga37s-1, 1449 nucleotides long. Lineage: Eukaryota; Viridiplantae; Streptophyta; Zygnematophyceae; Desmidiales; Closteriaceae. The record is from the annotation of a GenBank genome assembly.